Molecule: messenger RNA, 2315 nt
Organism: Oncorhynchus nerka (sockeye salmon)
Lineage: Eukaryota; Metazoa; Chordata; Actinopteri; Salmoniformes; Salmonidae
Product: THAP domain-containing protein 11-like
Exons: 1
Coding region: 114-947 (277 amino acids)
Biological process (GO): regulation of transcription by RNA polymerase II
Cellular component (GO): nucleoplasm
Molecular function (GO): RNA polymerase II cis-regulatory region sequence-specific DNA binding
Source: RefSeq, a predicted model, not a curated record
UUCCGCUUCGAGGCCGAUCGGCUUGAUAACAACGCGAGGAAGAACGAAACAAAAAUAAAUGAGACAAAACUUCAAUAGAAUUACAAGUUUAUCAGAUUUUCGUUGGAAUAAACAUGCCUGGAUUCACCUGCUGUGUCCCUGGCUGCUACAACAACUCUCAUCGGGACAGAGAGCUGCGGUUCUACACAUUUCCAAAGGAUACCACGCAAAGGGAGAUUUGGCUCAAGAACAUCUCCCGGGCCGGGGUGAGCGGCUGUUUUAGUACCUUCCAACCCACUACGGGACACCGCGUCUGUAGCGUACACUUUCCCGGUGGCAGAAAGACCUAUACCGUUCGAGUACCGACGCUCUUCCCGCUGAGAGGAGUGAAUGAACGCAAGAAUCGAAGGGGCAGGAACAGGAAAGCGUCUGCGGCGGCUCCUGUUCCAGCCCCCAGUCCAGGCAACAUUGUAAUCACCAACGUUGUUUCGACAGCCCCAGAUGCCGUUGAGACCGCUCAGAGCGAUGUAGUCACCGACAUAGCUGCUAAUGAUGGCCCUAUCCUGGUGCAGAUCGGUCCGGACGGCGAAUACCUCGGAGCAGUAAAUCCAGCCGCGCAGGGUGACGGGUCCUGUUUUACUGCAGUCGUCUCCAGCUCCACUGACCUGGCCAGGGGCGACGAUCCUCCUGCAGACUCCGCGGCCACUGCCCAGCAGCAGACUGUGCAGUACUACAGCGUUGUCAGCAACCCGCUGGACCACGCGUACUCGCUGACCACCGGGACCACCUCGGCCGAACUGCUUCGGAAGCUGAACGAGCAGCGGGACAUCAUCGCACUCAUGGAAGUGAAAAUGAAGGAGAUGAAGGCAACCAUCCGCCAGCUGCGCGUGACCGAGGCCAAGCUACAGGAGGAGGUGCGCGAGCGGGACCGUUUGCUGUCGGCAGGAGCAGCGGUAAAGAAAAUGUGACCAUCAUCCCCACCCAAAUGAUGGAUAACUAAAGACCGUCGCGACCUAAGACUCUAACGUGAGAUGAAGGGGUCCGUGGAGAACAGAGCAAACCCUCUUUUUUACGAAAGCGAUGAGAAUUUAUUUUCAAUAGAGGGAUAGCAACUUGUUGGUCUACUAAUGCUAUUUUUGGCUAGCUAGUUGAUAGUAAUAAUCCCAUAGUUGCCUAUAAAACAUUGCCCAGUUUAGUCCACCCAUGUGUUUGCUAAGUGCAAGCAGCCUUUUAGGAGAGUGUAAAAUCAUUGACGAAUGAGUUCUUGUGGAUCGCCUGGCUGCAACUCUGUAGCCUACUUUCGACAGAACAUUUAAAGGGAGAUUGAAUUAUUAGGCCAUUGUUUUGUUGUUAAGCUGUUUGUGUUUGUAUGUCAGUGUCUGCAGUUGAAUUCUCCUUGCAGUAUAUUAAACACCAGCUUUUCAGCUCAGAGGCCAUCCUCCAAAACAAGGUUGCUUUGUGACUCUAACUGUGGGAAGAUGUGUUGUGCAUCAUGAAAGUGUGUGUGUUUAUCAGGUGCCUAUUUCCACCAGAGACCUGGCUUGAUCCAUGGCUCCAUCUGGUUGUAAGACUUUAACACCACCUAGAGGUUCACUGUGACUGGUGUCUCAACCUUCUCCUCCCAAAUGGUUUGCUACAGUAUCUGCAGUUGGCACUCACAUAUGGAUAUUAUGUUAACCUCUGACUGUUGAACUUUAACCUGACAGCAAUGACUGUUCUGAAACUUAAACCAUAUCCAUUUGAAGUAAAUUUAGACCUGGAUCAUAUCAUGCAGUUGAUGUCUAUCAUUUCUAUUCCCCUUUUCAAUUGAAACAGACAUUCUAUUACAGAAAUCCACUAAAGUGAACACCAUAGGGAUCUAGAAUCAUGACUUAAUCUUAUCUUGAUUAUUGGCCUGACAUAUGUAUGGUCAAGUUCUACAAAAAAUACCUAGUUAAGCUGCAGCUGGCCCAGAACAGAGCUGCACGUCUUGCUCUUCAUUAUAAUCAGAGGGCUAAUAUUAAUACUAUGAAUGCCAGUAUCUCUUGGCUAAGAGUUGAAGAAAGACUAACUGCUUCACUUCUUGUUUUUAUAAGAAAUGUGUUGAACAUUUCUAAUUGUUUACUUAGUCAACUUACACACAGCACUGACGCACACACUUACCCCACCAGACAUGCCGCUAGGGGUCUUGUCACAGUCCCCAGGUCCAGAACAAAUUCAAGUAAACGUACAGCAUUAUACAGAGCCAUGAGUGCACAGAACUCCCUUCCAUCUUAUAUAGCAAGUGAACAGCAAACCUGUUUUCAAAAAACAAAUAAAGCAACAUCUGAUGGCACACUGCCUGUCCCCCAUGUGAA